GUUAACAAUUAACUUUCUUCCUUUGGUAAUUAACUGUUAUUAAUUCAAAAUUACCUUGAACAUCUUCACCCAUGUUAAAUUUUCUUCUUUCUUUUUCUCUUUCUUUUUUUUCUUGUUGAUUAUUUGCUAACAUUAAACGUGUUUUGUUUACCUUUGAUUCUGUUGAUUUUUUUAUUCAUUUUCAAUUCCAUUCCAUUAGUUUGAUCAAUCAUCCUAAACGACACAAUUAACCUGCUAACAACACCCAAUAAGUGAUUUCAUAACAAUUAACAACAAUGUUUACUGAAGGUCGAGAGACUUCAAUCUAUGUGGCCUAUGGACUGACCACUGUCGCCUUGGCCUACGCUUUCUAUACUCAUUAUAAGUUGAAAAAAUUAGGGAAAAUUAAUCCAUUCAUUAGGAAAGGUGAACAAAAAGUUUCCGAUUCAUUUAUUACCGAAGAGCUUGGAGAUCGGAUUAGUUUAUGUCGCUGUUGGAGAUCGGCCACUUUUCCGCUUUGUGAUGGGGCACAUAAACACUAUAAUCGUGAGUUCAAUGAUAACACUGGACCAGUGGUCAUUAAAAGAAAAAUGCACCCGAAAGACCAAGAAAAUCGAAACAAUCAACUGACCAACAAGAAAAAGAAAUGACCAGUGAACAAGUAAACUGAAAUGAAAUGAAACGAAUCACUUUCAAUUAAGAUUCAAACAGAAUUACAAUUGUAAUUGCUAACAUUUGAUGUAAUAAUAGAAUGAAAUUGCAUCAGAUUUAAAAUAACAAUUAAUAUCCUUAA
Messenger RNA from Panonychus citri (citrus red mite), 772 nucleotides. RefSeq names its product CDGSH iron-sulfur domain-containing protein 1-like. The record is from RefSeq and is a predicted model, not a curated record. Gene Ontology annotation, biological process: regulation of autophagy. Gene Ontology annotation, molecular function: 2 iron, 2 sulfur cluster binding. Gene Ontology annotation, cellular component: intracellular membrane-bounded organelle; mitochondrial outer membrane. The transcript is spliced from 2 exons. Bases 276 to 629 code for a protein of 117 amino acids. Lineage: Eukaryota; Metazoa; Arthropoda; Arachnida; Trombidiformes; Tetranychidae.